GUAUGGAGCCCUGAGGCCUGCGUUUGCUGGUCGCUGGCUGUCCUGACUUGCUGCCUCUAGAGGACCCACCCGGUUUCCGGGAUGGCGCUGGAGGUUUACGAGGUUUCCUUCGCAGGGACUACGGCGGGGCGAGUGUGACUGCGUGGGCGAAAGGUUUUUGGAGGAUGUGGAUUGUACAGGAGGGUGAGAGAGAGCGAGAGCGUGCGCGGGGUCUUCGGAACGUAGUUACCGGGACUAGAGGAGUUCUGCAGUUUUCCCAAAGUGCCCAGAAGAGCAGAGAAGCAUGGCUAUUGUGGAUGUCAACACUGUGUUCAAGGAGUUGGUGGUUUUCAGGGAUGUGACUGUGGAGUUCUGUAAGGAGGAGUGGGAGUGCCUGGGCCCUGAUCAGAGGUCUUUAUACAGAGAUGUGAUGCUGGAGAACUACAGCAACUUUGUGUCCCUCGGACUUGCUGUUCCUAAGCCAUCAGUCAUUUCACUGCUGGAGCAAGGCAAAGAACCCUGGGUAGUCGAGCAGACAGGAUGGUAUUCAGAUUUGCUGUCUGUAAACGAAACUAAAACUUUAUCUCUAAAGAAUGGCAUCUUUGGAAAAGAAUCAUUAAAAUGGAAAAUAAUAGAAAGAGUCGCUGAUUCAGCUUGCCUUGAGGAGUCGUGUUUUGGAGAUGGUUGGAAAUGCAGGGGACUACUUGAGACUCAGCCGGAGUCUGCAGAGGAGUGUCUACAGGGAGUGACAGCCCCGCUGGAGAAGAUGCCACCCAAAUUCAUCGAGCCUGUACCCAUUGCUCUAGGUGAGAUAGCUCAUUCUGAAACAAAACCCUUUGAGCAGGAAGCGGGUGAAGCCAUUAUUCAACAGGUGAGAAUUCCUACAGGUGACAAACUUACUGAGAUGUACGAGAAAGCCUUUGUCUACUACACGGAUCCAGAGAAGCGUCAGCAGGCUUUUGCUGCGGAGAAGUGUGGGGAGUUGAAGGAGUGCGGCAGGGGGUUCGAGUAUGACUUCCAGCUCGCCCCGUAUCAGAUCAAUAAGAAGCCCUACCAGUGUGAGAUCUGUGGCAAGAUCUUUGAGAAGCACGCUUACCUGGUUCAACACAACCGCUUCCACACGGGGGAGAAGCCCUGCGAGUGCAAGGAGUGCGGGAAGGCCUUCACCAACUGCUCCCUGCUGGUGCAGCACCAGAGGGUCCACACCGACGAGAAGCCCUACGAGUGCAAGCACUGCGGGAAGGCCUUCCUCUACUUCUCCACGUUUUUCCAGCAUCAGAGGACGCACACCAACGAGAAGCCUUACGAGUGUCACAAAUGUCAGAAGGCCUUCAACAAGAGCGCGAAUCUCACCAGACACCAGCGGAUCCACAGCGGGGAGAAGCCCUAUGAGUGCAAUCUGUGCGGAAAGACUUUCACGUGGGCUUCCAACCUCAACGACCACCAGAAGAUCCACACCGGCGAGAAGCCCUAUGAGUGUAACUACUGUGAGAAGGCCUUUCUCUGCCACUCGGCAUUCAUGAAACACUAUAGAACUCACACCAACGAGAAGCCCUAUGAGUGCCAGGAAUGUAUGAAGGCUUUUAGGCAGAAAGCACAUCUCAUCCAACACCAGAGAGUUCACACUGGUGAAAAGCCCUACGAAUGUAAGGAAUGUGGGAAGGCCUUUGCCUGUCCCUCGUACUUUAAUAGACACCAGAGAAUUCACACAGGGGAGAGGCCGUACGAGUGUAAGGAGUGUGGGAAGGCCUUCAUCGACUGCAAGACUCUGAUCCUGCACCAGAGGAUCCACACGGGGGAGAAGCCCUUUCAGUGCCGGCAGUGCGGCAAGGCCUUCAGGCAGAGGUCCCACCUCACGCAGCACCAGCGCAUCCACACGGGCGAGAAGCCCUACGAGUGCAAGGAGUGUGGGCAGGCCUUCACUCGGCUCCUGCAGGUGAAGAAGCACCAAAGAAUCCACGCGGUGGGAGAAAUCUUGUGUAUUUGAAUGCUGCCCUUUAUUUAUUGAACAGGCCCUACUCGGCGUCUUCUCGUACCUGCAGAAGAUCAGUGUUAAUAAGAUCGGAAGGAUGGGCAGUACCUUUAUGUGUCCCUCAGCUCUCUAGACCUGCUGAGAGACGCCUUCGGGAGUGAGGUGUGCGGAACGACCUCUCCCUGUAUUCAGCAUGCAAUUUAUACCACGUCUAGGACAGGAAACCCUUGUUGUUCUCAGCUGCCCCUGAUGGAAUAAGACUUUGUAAGAGAGGAGGACCAUCUGAUGACUGUACCUUUUUUCUUUAUAACCUAUGGUUUAUUGAGUACUAAUUCACAUAGGAAAAAUUAAAUUAUGAAUAGAAAUACUAAUUCUCUUACGAGUAAAAGGGUAUUUAAUUGUAGCUAUAGAAAAUACCACAUUGAGAACAAUGGCGAGGGCUUUGUUAGUGUAGAAGCAGCUCGCGCAUCGCUCGUCCCCUGUGUUGUAUUAUGUUGACGUCAGCCCUGCUUCAGGUUGCUGCCUUUCAGCUGGUAGUAUGGCUACUGUGAGGAUUGAAUGAAUUCAGUAAAAGGGACCAUCGCGUAGUCACUAGCAAGGAGGAAUGAUUAGGAAAUACUAGGACUCAUCUUCUUUAAUAGCCUUUGUAACUCUUUUUGGAAUGUUCAUAUGCAAUUUGUCAAUGACGUCGCCUGUCAGAGCUUAUUCCAUACCAAAGCUUUCGUAACGAGCUCAGGAGUGGGAAUGAUUGGAAUGGAGCACAGGCAGAUUUUCACUUCAACUUCAGUUGACUCAGAAAAUUGACUCUAGCAGGACUGCAUGAAGUCACUGAUCGGUGCAUUAGAGUGAAGAUGAGCUCAGAGUCCUCCCUCCACGGCAGAAGCGGUGUGUUUGCAGGACAGUUGGAUCUGCACAGGGUGUGAAUUGGAACACACUUGUAAUCUGUAACCGUCACAACAGGACUCUUGGAUUCUGUGAAAAAGGCAGUGUGAAAGUAUAGCUUGCUUCUGUGUGAAAGAUAACAGCAGACCUGUCCUAAAACCUGAUAUGGCUCAUUUAAAUAAAUGCUAUAAAACAUUCCAUCAAGAAAGCAAUAAAUCUUAGAGUUGACAGCAGAAAUAUAUAUUAUAUACAAUAAUUGAUCGAUGAAUUUAAAGAAAGUUCUUUUUAAAAAAUAAUAAAAUGGGAUCACUGGGCUUUAAAAGCUUUUUCCAAAUCUUCUGAUACAUAGGCCAGAAGUCCCAGGUCCUAAGGAGACCUUUGAAGGACACAAAUGUGACCGGCAGUGGUGCCGGGAACUGAAACAUUCUAGGCAGAAGUGUGGUCAGGUGGUUGUUUUUGGUUUAUUUUGAGACAGGGUCUCACAAGUUAGUGGCAAUCCUCCUGCCUCGACCGCUUGCGUGCGGACAUUAGAAGUGUGUGCCACCACACUGGCUUGAACUCAGAGCUCUGAGCCUGCUAGGCAUGGUUUUGCCACUGAGCUACAUCCCCAACCCUUUGUAUUUUUCUGAGACAGGGUCUUGCCUAACUGCCUAGGCAGCCCUUGAACUCAGGAGCCCUCUCGAAUAGCCGCCACACAUCUCUGCCACCAAGUACAGCUAGAAAGUUUUACUGCUCUAAAAUAAUUUGUUCAGUGUUAUAUCAGUUAAGUUUGAAACGCUUAGAGUAAGUUUCGUGUGAAUGUGUAUAAAUGGUUCUGAUUGACUCGCAAACCUCUAGAAAGCUGGAAUAAAGCCACUAUACUCUUCAACAAAGUAGAAAAUCGCGCUGUGGUACAGUAAAGGAAGGAGGCGGUGUAGUGUUCAACCAGGGAGCUAAGUCUUUGCUGGAGAUAGGGCGUCAUGUAACCCAGGCUAGCCUCAACCUCGUAAUCUUGCUUUAGCUUCCCAAGUGCUGGUUUAUCAGAUAGGUACCAAGGAAAUUUGAAACAUUAUCAACAUAACGCCUUUGCCAAUCCCUCCUUUUUAUAAGGUUGAAUAACCUUUUUACUGAGAAAAAAGUUAGAAAUCUUAGAGUAUAUUGAUUGGUGAACUCAUGUAAUCCCAGCACAGGGAAGGCCGAUGCGGGAAAAUUUGGGCUGUUCAAGCCCAAACUGGGCCAGAUGAGACGGCAAGCAAAGGCAAUGGACAUAGAAGGAGCCAGUGGGAAACUGGCAGAAUGGUGGGCGUGAAUUGCAUCAGUAUCUCCAGAAGCUACUUGACUAGGCUGAUUGCCAUAGUUGAAGUUUUUUCCUUAUUUAGACGAAAUACUGGGUUGGUGUGGGACAUCUGGAAUCAUCUCUUGGAAGGCAAGGAUGAGAUUGCUGUUGUUUCAUAAUAGCUUGGGAUAUUCUGAGCAAUACCAUCUCAGAGAGCGAGACACACAGAGAGAGAAAGAAAGGAAAGGAAAGAAAGCUACAGAAGGAUUGAAAUUGAAUGAGGAGAAAGACCCAUGCUGUUGAGAUAGUAACCAAAGGAAUCCCCCAUGGAAGAGUUCAAGAAGAAAUGACAAAAAUUAUUUAUUAAAAAAUUAGGGGAAAAGAUGCAGUGUUCAAUAGUUCAUUGAAAGAAUCAGAGUCGUUCAUUUGUAACUAAUAGCAUGGCCUCCACAGAUAACAAGCUAAAGCUUAAUAAACUACAGAGAAGGCCAGCUCGGAGUUCAACAUGCCUGUUAGCAAAAUCAGGCUGGACCUCUUGAAUUAAUAUCAUUGAAAGGUCUAAUGUGGACUCUUCCACAUUUACAAAAUAUUCUCUUAUAUAAAUGUUACUUUCUGUGUCUCGAAUGUCAAGUCUAUAAGUAUCAGUCUGGUCAAAUUAUACAUAAUGCCUUCUUACUUACCUAGGCCUUAGUGAAACCUCUCUAGAUAUUUGGAAAUACACUUUGAAAUCAUUUCAGAAUAACCAUUAGUUAAACUUAAUGGAAUUGAGGGGGAAAUGAUAGUUAUGCAUUUGUGGUGUGCACUGGACAGUGUUUUCCAGGAAACAAGUCAGUGAGGAAUUCAUCGAGAUGAAGGAGAAUUUUAAAAGGUAGAAGAAGAAAUAGAGGCUAGGAACAGCAAUUCGGGGGGAAGCAAAAUUGAUACAACAUUUUAAACAGUUGACAUAUUCUGGGGUAGUGUCUUUAGCUAUUAAGAAGGAGUUAUUGAAGCUGGGCAUAGUGGCUCAGAUCUUCAGUCCUAGCCUUCGGGAGGCGGAGACGGGAUGACCUCUGUGUUCCAAGCCAUCCUGGCCUACAGAGCGAGACCCUGUCUGGGGAAUCACAUAGUUCUUAAGGCCUGCAGUGUAGCUCUAAGGACUGUAGGCCCUGGGCAGCCUGGGCUACAUAAUGAGGCUCCUUCCCCUCAACACUGAAACUAAAUUUUACACAUUAUUGAAGAAUGAGUCCUUUAGUGCUUUUCAGAGUAGAAAGUGGAAUUUAUUAGAAAAUAAAGAUUAACAUCCUCAUUCAUAGUCCUUGUCUAUGUACUGUUACUUUUUUUUUUUUUUGGCCUUCACCAUAGUUAAUUAAAUCACAUAGUUGAUUAAAUUACUGAGGUAUGUAGAAGCCCUUUUAUCCCUUGAAAUAUAGAAUGAGGUGACGAUCUUUGUACAUAUUAGCUUCUAUACACAGAUGUGAAUUAAAGUUCAUCCUUGGGGUGGAUUUGCUGCCUCUGAGUGUAUGUACAUUUACAAAAGGCCUUGGUUCUUUAACAUUGUGUAGUGCCCUUCUCUGAAAUCUUUGCUGACACCUUUUUGUUUGUUAAAACUUUGAUUUUGCUAGUCUGUUAAGUGAAAAGUGUUACGACAGUUUUGGUUUGCAUUUCCUGCUGUAUGUAAUUUGUGUCUAAUGCCAUAUUUUCCUAUUUUCAAAUAUUACAGUUUCUGUGGAGCGUCUCAGUACCGUUUUCUGUUGAAUGAUUGUCUUCCUGAUGGCUAUCUAAGACUUACAGCCAUUUAGGCUAUAGUUACAUCAGUUUUCUUUUUAUGUUUGGCUUGGGUUUGUAAACCUAACCAGUUUGUGAUUGGAUGGCGUUAAUGCGUGUAAAUCAUUUUUUCCAUUCCAGUGUGUUUUCCAAAAUCCCAUGCUUUGCUGUCACGGCUUACGAUUUAAAAUGUAAAUACUGGACUGUGCAGCUUUGGUUAUGCCGAGCUAGGCAGGAGCAGUGUGUUACCUCUCACGGAUGGUGACUUGAUUGUCUCAACCAUGGGUCCUGUCAGUUUUAAGCUAACUCAUAAGCUGAGUUCCUGUAUUUUGGGGCUUACUCCCCUCCUCUCUAAAAUUUGUUUUUAUUUUGAGUGAAGUCUUGCUGUUGAGCCUAGGUUGGCCCUCCUCUCCUGAUCCUCCUGUCAGCUUCCCAUGUGCUGGGAUUAUAGGGGCAUGCCACCACAUCCACUUGGACCUCUCUCUAGCUCACUGUUGCCCCUCACCCCUCCAGUCUCUUUUUAAGAUUUAGUUUUAGCUGGGCAUGGUGCACACACAUUUAAUCCCAGAACUCAGGAGGCAGAGGCAAAUGGCUCUCUGUGAGUCUGAAGACAGCCUGGUCUACAUAGAGUUCCAGGCCUGCCAGGGCUGCACAGUGAGACUAUAGUUUGUGUGUGUGUGUGUGCACACAUGUGUGUGUGUGUGUGUGUGCGCGCGCCUUGUGCAUGUGAGUACAGGUGCUUUCUUUCAGAGACAUAUGUGGAGCCAGAGAUAUCAGCUGGCCUGUAACUGGAGUGGUUAUAAGGCACAGGGGUGUUAGGAACCAGGAACUGGACUUGGGUCCUCCGCAGAAGCAUGCUCUUCAGCACAGAGCCAUCUCACCAGCCCCGCUUUUCUUCUGGAAUGCGGCCUUGCUUUGUAGUCCUUGGGUCCUGUAACCUGUGGCCCUCCUCCUCCGUCUGCCUCCAGAGUGUUGUGAUUACUGGUGUUUACCACCUCACCCAUCUCGGAUCUGUUUCUUGACUUUCGUGGCCUGAUGCUCUCCCUGUCCCUUCUUGCAUUAUAAUCAGUUGUUUAAAAGUCAUUGCUUACACCAGGUGUGGAUGUGCAAGCCUUGAAUCCCAGCACUCAGGAGGCAGAGGCAGGUGGAUCUUUCUGAGCUUGGGGCCAGCCUGAUCUACACAGUGAGUUCCAGGAAAGCCAGGGCUACAUAGUAAAAACCUGUCUCAAAAAAAAAAAAAAAAAAAGUCAUUGUUUAAUAAAAUGUUUUGAUACUUGUUAGACUACAUAGCCAAGGAUGGCCCCCAUCUUUGAUGGUCUUGAACUUGUCCCCCAGCUUAAUGGCAGGCAUGUACCCCCAUGCCUGGUGGGUAAGUGGCUCAAAGUGUGUUACUGAACAUAAUAAAUAUUUGAAAACUGUUAUGGUUUAAAUUGUCCUCUUUGGGGGAUUCGGGGCAAUUUUCAAUAAAGUGCUUGCCAUCCAAGCCUGUGGACCUGGGUUCUGAUCCCAGGACUCACAUAAGAUACCAAGGAGAGGCAGUAUGCUUCGUGAUGCCACUGUGGGGGACAGAAGAGAAGCAGAGAUUGUAGGGCUUCAACAGCCAGCCAGUCUGGCUGACUCAGCAAGCUCCCGUCUCAGAAAACCAAGUGAGGAGUAAUAGGCAGAGUAAUAGCCUGUAGCCCAGGCUGCCCUUGAGCUAAAUGAUCCUCCUGUUUCAUCCUCCUGAAUGCUGAGGUUUCAGACAUGGGCUAUCACAACCAGCUUUAAGUUUUGUCCUUUGGAAAUAGUAAAUUUUAUGUAAUUUCUUAUUCUAGAACUGAAUAACCCUCAGGUCGUGCCCUCAGAAUUCUCCGUGGAAGUGGGAAAUACCUGGAUGGGCAUGAUUGGCUUGUGGUUGGAGGAAAAACCCUAAAAUGUGGUGCAUUCUUGCCUGUCUUCAUUGUACUGGUUAGUUUUAACUGUCAACUUGAUGCUCUUAAGAGUCAUCUGCCGGGAGAGUCUUACUGAGGUGUUAUUUAGAUCAGGUUGGCCUAUGGGUAUGUCUGGCAGAUUGCUGUGAUGGUUAAUUGGUAUAGAAGGACGCAGCCCACUGUGGGUGGCACCAUUCCCUAGGUGGGGCACUAAACUAUGUAAAAGUGAAGAAAGCUAGCAAGCAAUAGUUCAUGCAUUUAGUCUCUGUUUUUGGGUGUGGAUGUUAGGCUUUAGUUCCUGCCUUGAAUCCCCCAUAACAAUGAUGGACUGUAACCUGGAACUGGAAGCCAAAUAAACCCUUUUCUCCCCUAA
Molecule: messenger RNA, 8114 nt
Organism: Meriones unguiculatus (Mongolian gerbil)
Lineage: Eukaryota; Metazoa; Chordata; Mammalia; Rodentia; Muridae
Product: zinc finger protein 383-like
Exons: 5
Coding region: 284-1966 (560 amino acids)
Biological process (GO): negative regulation of transcription by RNA polymerase II
Molecular function (GO): DNA-binding transcription repressor activity, RNA polymerase II-specific
Source: RefSeq, a predicted model, not a curated record